This is a messenger RNA of Lasiosphaeria miniovina, 1859 nucleotides long. RefSeq names its product cytochrome P450. The record is from RefSeq and is a predicted model, not a curated record. Lineage: Eukaryota; Fungi; Ascomycota; Sordariomycetes; Sordariales; Lasiosphaeriaceae. Gene Ontology annotation, molecular function: monooxygenase activity; heme binding; oxidoreductase activity, acting on paired donors, with incorporation or reduction of molecular oxygen. Bases 1 to 1599 code for a protein of 532 amino acids. The transcript has 4 exons.
AUGUAUCCAACGAUGGCAAAUGUUGACCGUUGGACCCUGGCGUAUGGCGUCUUGGCUCUGAUUGGUGCUACGACACUCUUCAACAUGGCCUACAACAUCUUCUUCCAUCCGCUGCGGUCCUUCCCCGGCCCGUUCUGGCACCGAGCUUCCCGCCUUCCGUUCGCAUGGGACGCGAUUCGAGGCAAUAAUGCCCGGCAUAUGUACGACAUGCAUCAAAAGUACGGACGUGUGGUACGCGUCGGGCCGAACCACCUGUCCUUCACCGACGUCCAGUCCUGGAAGGACAUCUACGGCCACCGGACGGGAGCCCAACACUCGCAGACGCCCGAGCAUGCCAAGAGCACCGUCUUCUACCGCAGCAUCCCCAACGUAGCCAAACACAUCAUCAACGCCGACCGUAGCGAGCACACCCUGCUUCGCCGCGCCAUGUCGCACGGCUUCAGCGACAAGUCCAUUCGCAACCAGGAAGUGCUGAUCAAGCGCUACGUCGACCUGCUGGUGAAGCGCCUGCACGAGAACUGCAGCGAUGGCGAGAAGCCGCUCAACAUGGUACCCUGGUACAAUUGGACAACGUUUGACAUCAUCGGAGACCUCGUAUUCGCCGAGUCGUUUGGCUGCCUGGAGGAGCAGCGCUAUCACCCCUUUGUGCACAUGAUCAUCAAGACCAUCGCUGUGGGCGGCAUCAGGGUCUUCACCGGCUAUUUGAACUUGGACUUUGUCGCAAACUUCAUGAUGGUUAUCAGCUCUUUCCAGAGGCCUUUUCUGGAGCUGAUCGAGGGCAUGCACGUCAAGCUAAAGAAGCGCCUUGAGAAUCCCGUCGAGCGCGAUGACCUUUUCGAGGGUCUGAUGAAGCAUCGCAAGGAUUGGGCAACCCCAACCAGAACAACACUAACUCAAACACCUCAGAACCUGGAGAUGAAAAGCCUGCAAUCCAAUGCCGUCAUCAUCGUGGUGGCUGGGUCCGAGACGACUGCCACGCUCCUCAGCGGCGUGACAUACCUCCUGCUGUCAAACCCUGAAGCGAUGGAGAAGCUGAAGCACGAGGUGCGGUCGACGUUCAAACGGGCCGACGAGAUCACGUUCGCGUCGGCAGGGAAGCUGCAGUACAUGCUAGCGUGCCUCAACGAGGCGCUGCGGCACUACCCGCCGGCGCCCAUCAACCUGGUGCGCGACGUGGCGCCGGGCGGCGCGGUUAUCGCCGGCCACGCCGUGCCCGAGCGCACCAUGGUCGAGAGCAGCCAGUGGGCCAUGUACCACGACGACGAGUACUGGCGUGAACCCUGGGCCUUCAAGCCCGAGCGCUUCCUCGUCGACGAGUCCACGGCCGACGGGACCGAGGGCGAGGCAAGAGACAUGUUCGAGGCGCUGCAGCCGUUUAGCUACGGGCCACGCAACUGCAUUGGGCGCAACCUCGCCUACGCCGAAAUGCGCCUCAUCCUCGCCCGCAUCAUCUUCGACUUUGACCUGCGCCUGGCCGAUGACAGCAAGCUCUGGAUUGAGCGGCAAAAGACGUAUGGACUCUGGGACAAGCUGCCCCUUAAUGUUUACCUCACACCCGUCGACCACUCGGCCACCACCCCCGUGCCCGUUGCCGUGUAGGGACAUGCACAUCAUGUAUCUUACAAUUGGGGCUCAUUAUCUCGUGAAUUCGAAGAUAUCUAUUUCCUUGACUUUGAGAAAACAUUUCGCUCGCAUGUGCAUCGUUUCUACUUUACCAUUUAAGACGGGAUGGCUUUCGGACUUUCUUUCGUUUUUUCCUUCUUUAAACAGCCAAAUUAACGAAUCAAUUGGAGUGUUUUAACUGUUCUACCAUAUACGCCUCUAUUUCUAGCAGUGUCCUUGCAUCAACGUAGUGCCCC